Aspergillus wentii DTO 134E9 is the source of this 1149-nucleotide messenger RNA. Its product is annotated as FAD-binding oxidoreductase. The transcript has 4 exons. Bases 1 to 1149 code for a protein of 382 amino acids. Gene Ontology annotation, molecular function: oxidoreductase activity; flavin adenine dinucleotide binding. Lineage: Eukaryota; Fungi; Ascomycota; Eurotiomycetes; Eurotiales; Aspergillaceae. The record is from RefSeq and is a predicted model, not a curated record.
AUGAUCCACAGUGAGUCUGCUGUCGAGGACCGCUUGCAGCGUCUCAUGCCGGGCCUCUCGCUACACACUGAAGGGAGGCAUUAUCAGAACUGCCUCGAGAUAUACAACCAUGCACUAAACAAGAAACCUCUGGUCUGCGCCCGGCCGCGGACAGAAGAAGAGGUCUCACACCUGGGCAUUCUCAUCGACAUGCGUGAUAUAGACAGCGUCCGCGUCGAGCCGGACCGAGCCAGCGCACGCGUUGGUGGCGGAGUGAUUGCCGGCCACCUACAGGAAACCCUCGAUUCCCACGGCCUAUUCACCCCUACCGGACAGGCAAAAUCCGUGGGGUAUGUCUCAUGGGCCUGUGGUGGAGGAUCCUUGGGGCUCGGUUGGUGUUGGCCGGGGGGGCGCGUUGUUGAUACCAACGAAGAUCCAGAAUUACUGUGGGCACUCCGCGGCGCUGGAGCUGGCACAUGCGGCAUCGUUACGGAGCUUCGCGUGAGGGUAUACCCAGUGCCUAAACUAUACGCUGGCUUCCUGGCCUUUCCCCUGGCCGAGGCUGCCACUGUCAUGGACAGGAUUGGGAAGCUACUAGAGGAUGGCUUUCCCGAUGAAUUCAGCGGAGAUGCUAUCGCCGUAAAUCCUGAAAUGGCUCCGACGCCGGUAGCCGAGCCCUCUACACCAGCCGCCUACGGCUUGGGUGACUCGUCGUCAGGAACCUUCUUCCGCAGUCGAAACGUUGAUCGGAUACAUGAAAAUGUUGAUGCCAUCCUCGCACGGCACCCUCUACCACAUCCGCUAUCCGCUGUCAUAUUUCACAAUAACCAUGGUAAGGGGGUUCGGCACGAAGUCGCAGAUACUGUCGGGGCGGCCUUUCCGAAUCGAUAUCAACAUGUCAUUCUCGGACUCCAUGGUGGCACCAGGCCAGGCCAGGCAGAUGAACAGGAGGUUGAGGAUGCAGCCAGAUGGGUCACAGGAUUGGAGGAAGCGCUUGAUCAGAAUGGUCUUUCCCUGCCAGGAGGGUUCCCUGCAUUUUGGCCCCCGGACCAGGUGGAUGUAGAACGAUUCUUCGGGAAAGAGAGGGUCUCAAGACUGCGGCAAUUAAAGGCGCGACUGGAUCCGAAUGAUCUAUUUCAUCAUGCCCUGCCCGGUUUGAGUCCAGGCUGA